Molecule: messenger RNA, 2376 nt
Organism: Prorocentrum cordatum
Lineage: Eukaryota; Dinophyceae; Prorocentrales; Prorocentraceae
Source: the annotation of a GenBank genome assembly
AUGCGGAGCCCCUUGCGACGCCGUCGAGGCAUCCCCGAUGCAUCGCCGACGCCGCCGGUGCAUCAGCGAUGCGGCGCGAUCCUCCGACCCCAUCUGGGAGGCCUCCAGGAGCCGGAGGUGGACACAGAGCUCCGCGCGGCGCUGGGCGAGCCGUGCGCUGGGCGCCUGUGCGACUUCCUGCGGCGGCAGCGGCCGGGGGGCCAGGCGGGGGCCCCCCCCUCGGGCUCCGAGCGGCCGCCCCCCAGCGGCGGAGGCGAGGGCGGCGCCGCCGAGGCGUCGGAGGAGCCACCGCCCUUCGUGGACUUCGACGUCGACGGCAUCGGCGACGGCUCCAAGGAGGCCCGGAAGCGGGCCCACCAGACCGUGUCGAAGUUGUUCGGGUCCUUCUUGAACACCGAGACUGUGGAGGGGGAGGGCGACACGCGCACGAUCCGGGUGUGGAUGCGGGAGGCCGAGAAGCGCGCCAAGGCCGCCCCGGGGGCCGCGGCGGACGGCUCUGGCAGGGACGGCAAAGGCGCGGCGGGCGCCAAGGACGGAGGCGGCAAGGGCAGAGGCAAGGGCAAGGGCAAGGGCAAGGACAAGGGCAAGAAGGGCAAAGGCAAGGGCAAGGGCAAGAAGUGCCGCGAGGAGGACGCCGACGAGGCCGCUGGCGAGGGAGCGGCGGGCGCAGGAGAAUUCGGGACCCUCCGCCGGGAGGGGUGGCCGAAGGACCGCCCGGAUUACUUGUACUUCCGCCUGUUCAAGGAGAAUUGCGACACCAGCGAAGCGAUUGCCGGCAUCGCCCGGUGCGUCGGCCGUUCCACGAAGCAGUUCUCCUUCGCGGGCACGAAGGACCGCCGCGCGGCGACCGUCCAGCAGGUGUGCGCCCACCGGCUGCCCGCGGACCAGCUGCGCAGGUCGGUGCUGCACCGGCUUUGGGAUAAGCGAGUGCGCAUCUCGGACAUGGAGUACCGCGCUGAGCGCCUUCGGCUCGGCCGCCUGCAGGGCAACCGCUUCGACGUCUGCCUGCGCGGCGUGCGGGCGCCUGGAGCGGAUGCGGCUGGACUGCCUGCCGUGGUGGACCGCGCCUUCGAGGCGGUUGCCGCCGGGGGCUUCCUCAACUACUUCGGGCUGCAGCGCUUCGGCACGCGCGAGGUGCGCACCCACCAGGUGGGCACCGCCAUCAUCGCCGGCAGGUGGCAGGAGUCCGUGAGGCUGAUCGUCGGCAUUCCGGCCCGCGACGACGCGGCGGCCGAGCGGCCCGCCAAGGCCGCCAGGACGGACGCCGCCGCGGCGGCCGCCGCGGCGCCGCCCGAGGGCGGGCCGCAGGACGCAGACGGCGGCGGCGGCGGCAAGCCAGUCGGCAGCACGGCGCCCAGCGGCACAGGGGGCAGGCCGCCGCCCAGGUGGCAGGCCGCCCGGGACGCGCGGCUCCUCUUCGAGAGCACCGGCGACGCCCAGGCCGCACUCGAGGCCAUGCCCAAGAGCCAGCACCUGGAGCGCUGCGUGCUCGGGGCCCUGGCGAGGGCCCUGCCGCCCGUGGAGGCGCUGCGGCAGCUGCCGCACCAGGCGCUGUCGCUCUACGCCCACGCGGCGCAGAGCGCCGUGUGGAACGCCGCCCUCUCGCGCAGGCUGCGGGAGCUUGGCCCGCGCCCCGUCGUCGGGGACCUCGUCCUGGCGAGCCCCGGCGACCAGCCCGUGGACGCGGACGAGGACCCCGGGGCCACCGCCGAGGACGCGGCGGGCGCGGAGGAGCCCGGGGAGGGCGCCGAGGAGGCGGCCGAGGAGGCGGCGCAGGCGUGCCUGCCGGCGGUGCGGGCCCUUGCGAGCGUCGAGGAGCUCGAGGGCGUGGAGCUCUCCGACGUCGUGCUGCCCCUGCCCGGCUCCGAGGUGGAGUACCCGCCGUGCCUGCGGGCCGCCUACGAGGAGAUCUGCCAGGGCCUGCUGGGCCUGCCGCUGCAGGCGUUCCGGGACUCGGAGCUGGUGCGGCUCACCGGCUCCUACCGGCGCGCGGCCGUGAGGCCCGCCGGGCUGUCUUGGCGGCUCGUCCCCGCCGCGGAGGGCAAACCGCACGGCAACCUGCUGACGUCCGACGUGACCAGGCUGCUGGGCGACCGGCCCUCGUGGGAGGCCGGCGGCGGCGCCGCGGCGGCCACGGCGCCAGCGCACGGGCUGCCCGGCGAGGCGACGCCCGAAGAGGCGGGCGGCGGCGCCGCGGCGGCCGCGGCGCCGGCGGAGGGGCCGCCCGCCGAGGUGCAGCCCGCAGAGGCGCCCCGGGCGGCAGCGGCGCCCCCCGGCGGGGGGCCCGCGGGCGACGCCGGCGCCGACGGCCUGCCGGCCGUCACCUUCAGCUGCACCCUGCCGCCCUCGGCCUACCUGACCAUGCUGCUGCGCGAG